UAGGUGGCGGUAUAAGCUCUAAAGUUGUUUGCUAUUCGUCAGUUUUCCGAGAGAAGAAGAACAGAAGAAGAAAAUAGGCAAGCCAGCCAGCAACAACCGGCAGCAACCACAGCCGCCUGAGAGAUCCAUAGUUCUCCAAGGAUUAUCAUAAUAAAUUAUCAAAACGUCUUACGCAAUGAGAGGAGACCGCGGCAGGGGCCGGGGAGGCCGCUUCGGAACCCGUGGAGGACUAGUCCAGGGGUACCGUCCGUUUGUCCCACACAUCCCAUUUGAUUUUUACGUGUGUGAGAUGGCCUUUCCCAGAGUAAAGCCUGCACCUGACGAGACCGCUUUUAGUGAGUGUCUGCUGAAAAGAAACCAGGACCUGAGCCCUACUCCUGCAGAGCAGUCUUCCAUCUUGUCCCUGGUCACAAAGAUCAACAAUGUCAUCGACAACCUGAUCGUUGCACCAGGCAACUUUGAAGUGCAAAUUGAAGAGGUGCGUCAGGUGGGCUCUUACAAGAAGGGAACCAUGACGACAGGACACAAUGUGGCUGACCUGGUCGUAAUCCUCAAGAUCCUCCCUACAUUGGAGGCUGUUGCUGCUCUCGGGAACAAAGUUGUGGAGACCCUUCGCACACAGGACCCUACUGAAGUGCUGUCCAUGCUGACCAAUGAGACAGGCUUCGAGAUCAGUUCAGCUGAUGCUACAGUCAAGAUCCUCAUCACCACUGUCCCUCCCAACCUGCGCAAGCUGGAUCCUGAGCUGCACUUGGACAUCAAGGUGCUGCAGAGUGCCCUUGCUGCCAUCCGCCACGCACGCUGGUUUGAGGAGAAUGCCUCUCAGUCAACGGUCAAGGUGCUGAUUCGCCUGCUGAAGGACCUGAGGCUGCGUUUCCCUGGUUUUGAACCCCUAACUCCUUGGAUCCUGGACCUGCUGGGCCACUCUGCGGUGAUGAACAACCCGUCCAGGCAGCCCCUGUCCCUGAAUGUAGCCUAUAGGCGCUGCCUGCAAAUGCUGGCUGCUGGUCUCUUUCUUCCUGGCUCUGUUGGCAUCACUGACCCCUGUGAGAGUGGAAACUUCAGAGUGCACACAGUCAUGACUCUGGAACAGCAGGACAUGGUGUGUUUCACAGCACAGACACUGGUGAGGGUGCUCUCUCAUGGAGGUUACAGGAAGGUCCUUGGCCUCGAGGGAGAUGCCAGCUACCUGGCAACAGAGAUGUCUACAUGGGACGGUGUGAUUGUCACUCCGUCAGAGAAGGCCUACGAGAAACCUCCAGAGAGGAAAGAGGAGGAAGACGAAGCUUUGGAGGAGGGAGGCGAUGGAGAGGAUGAGAGCAUGGAGACCCAGGAGUAAAGUGAAGAUGCAAGAUCCUUUCAUCUGGGUCAUGGUGUGUACUUUUGAUGUAACAGAAACACCAGCAGGAAAAAUGUUCCACCUGAAAGCUACCAGUCCUCAUUUGUCAGUUUUUAUUGUUUUUACUUUCCCCGUUUGGUUUUGUUGUAACAUCCUGAAUUAAAAACUUUUAUUUAG
Messenger RNA from Etheostoma spectabile (orangethroat darter), 1516 nucleotides. It is a transcript of the gene ilf2, whose product is annotated as interleukin enhancer binding factor 2. Gene Ontology annotation, biological process: positive regulation of DNA-templated transcription. The coding region runs from base 176 to 1339 and encodes 387 amino acids. The transcript is spliced from 15 exons. The record is from RefSeq and is a predicted model, not a curated record. Gene Ontology annotation, cellular component: catalytic step 2 spliceosome. NCBI's taxonomy places the organism in Eukaryota, Metazoa, Chordata, Actinopteri, Perciformes, Percidae. Gene Ontology annotation, molecular function: DNA binding; double-stranded RNA binding.